This is a messenger RNA of Pseudogymnoascus verrucosus, 2790 nucleotides long. RefSeq names its product Mitochondrial elongation factor (gene MEF1). The record is from RefSeq and is a predicted model, not a curated record. Gene Ontology annotation, biological process: mitochondrial translational elongation. The transcript is spliced from 3 exons. Gene Ontology annotation, cellular component: mitochondrion. Gene Ontology annotation, molecular function: GTPase activity; GTP binding; translation elongation factor activity. The coding region runs from base 2 to 2539 and encodes 845 amino acids. Lineage: Eukaryota; Fungi; Ascomycota; Leotiomycetes; Thelebolales; Thelebolaceae.
CAUGCCCCUGGCACUAACCGGCAUCUCCCGCCUCUCCAUCAAAAAAAGUUCAGGGCGUGGCCAUCGUCGACGGGACUCGUAUCGCUCUUUCCCCCCUUUCCAAUCCCCUCCUUUCCCGCCACAUAUAUUCGACGCGAUGAGGGCAGCACGAGCAGCAGGGACAGCGGCGGCGGCUGGCGCAGCGGCGCGCCAGAGGAUGGCACAGAGCGCGCCGACGGCGGGCAGGUUCCGGUGUCUGUUUGCGAGGGAGAGCGCGACGGUUAGGGUGGGUGGAUUGAGGGCUGGAGCUGUGGAGAUGCAGAGGAGGGCAUUUUCGGGCUCGAGGGGAUUGAGGAAUGAGGAGGCUGCAGCCAAGCCCGAAGUAGUUGUGCUGGGCCCCAGCCUCGAACAGAUCCAGAUCGACAUGUCGCCCUCGGAGAAAGGACGACUCUCGAAACUCCGCAACAUCGGUAUCGCAGCACACAUCGACUCCGGUAAGACGACUUGCACGGAGCGCGUGCUCUUCUACACCGGCCGCAUCAAUGCUAUCCACGAAGUUCGCGGCAAGGAUGCCGUCGGCGCGAAGAUGGACAGCAUGGACCUCGAGCGCGAGAAGGGAAUUACCAUCCAGUCCGCGGCGACGUUCUGUGACUGGAAGAAGAAGAAUGUCGAUGGCGUGGAGGAGAUGUUCCAUUUCAACUUGAUUGAUACACCCGGCCAUAUCGAUUUCACGAUUGAGGUAGAGAGAGCGCUGCGUGUGCUCGAUGGUGCCGUGAUGGUGCUGUGCGCAGUCAGUGGCGUGCAGAGCCAGACGAUCACGGUGGAUAGGCAGAUGAAGAGGUACAAUGUGCCGCGUAUCUCGUUUGUGAACAAGAUGGACAGAAUGGGAGCGAAUCCGUUCAAGGCCGUGGACCAGAUCAACCACAAGCUGAAGCUGAACGCUGCGGCGAUCCAGGUGCCCAUUGGCGGGGAGGACAGCUUCAAGGGUGUUGUCGAUCUGCUCCGCAUGAAGGCUAUCUACUUUGAGGGCGAGCAGGGUACUACGCUUAGAGAGACUGAUGAGAUCCCACCGGAUGUGCUGCCGAUUGCGCAGGAGCGCAAGAGAAUGCUCAUUGAGGCUGUGGCAGAUGUGGACGAUGAGAUUGCGGAGCUCUUCUUGGAUGAGAAGGAACCUACGACUGCUCAGCUCAAGGCGGCUAUCCGUAGGACUACGAUCGCGCUCAAGUUCACGCCUGUGAUGAUGGGUAGUGCGCUCGCAAACAAGGGCUUGCAGCCGGUUCUCGAUGCUGUCUGUGACUACCUCCCAGACCCAUCUGAGGUGCCUAACCUGGCUCUCGACCAGCGCAAGGCCGAGGCUCCAGUCGCGCUUGUUCCAUACAAUACCCUACCCUUCGUCGGGUUGGCGUUCAAGCUUGAAGAGUCCAAUUUUGGCCAGCUCACGUAUAUCCGUGUCUACCAGGGUACUCUCAAGAAGGCCAUGAACGUCUUCAAUGCGCGCACCGACAAGAAGGUCAAGAUCCCACGUAUCGUGCGUAUGCAUUCCAACGAGAUGGAAGAAGUUCCCGAAGUCGGCGCUGGCGAGAUCUGCGCCGUGUUCGGCGUCGACUGCGCGUCCGGCGACACCUUCACCGACGGAACCCUCCCCUACUCGAUGUCGUCUAUGUUCGUGCCCGAGCCUGUCAUCUCGCUCUCCAUCACCCCCAAGAACAAGACGGACACCAACAACUUCUCCAAGGCCAUGAACCGCUUCCAGCGCGAGGACCCCACCUUCCGCGUUCACGUCGACAGUGAUUCCCACGAGAACAUCAUCUCCGGUAUGGGCGAGCUGCAUCUCGAGGUCUACGUUGAGCGCAUGCGCCGCGAGUACCGCGUCGACUGCGUAACAGGCCAGCCUCGCGUCGCUUACCGCGAGACCGUCACCAAGCACGUCGAGUUUGACCACACCCACAAGAAGCAGACUGGUGGUGCCGGAGAUUACGCUCGUGUCGUCGGUUACAUCGAGCCAACCGGCAGCCUGACCUCGAACAAGUUCGAGCAGCAGGUCACUGGUGGUUCUAUUGACGAGAAGUUCCUGUUCGCUUGCGACAAGGGUUUCCAGGCCGCGUGCGAGAAGGGACCUAUGCUUCAGCAAAAGGUCUUGGGUACCAGUAUGGUCAUCAACGACGGUGCAACGCACAUGACUGAUUCCAGUGAAAUGGCGUUCAAGGUCGCGACACAGCAAGCCUUCCGCAAGGCCUUCCUCCAGGCCGGCCCCGUCGUGCUCGAGCCGCUCAUGAAGACCACCAUCACCUCGCCGAACGAGUUCCAGGGUAACAUCGUCGGGCUGCUGAAUAAGCGCAAUGCUGUUAUUCUCGAUACCGAGAUUGGGCCGGAGGACUUCACGCUCACGGCUGACUGCAGUUUGAAUGCUAUGUUUGGCUUUUCGAGCCAGCUGCGCGCGGCUACGCAGGGUAAGGGGGAGUUCGGGAUGGAGUUCUCGCAUUAUGCGCCUGCGCCGAUGCAGAUCCAGAAGGAGCUCAUCGCCAAGCACGAGAAGAUGCUGGCGGAGAAGCGCAAGUAGAUUUGAUGUUCCGCCAUGGUGGAAUUUCUUUGUAUUGAGAGCGACGCGCCGUCGUUUAUCUCGAGUAUGUCGUUCCUGGGACGACACUUGUAUUUUGAUGUACAGCAUAUCAUCACAUCACCACUGUACCCCUGGCGGCGCAUGAUAAAAGGGCAGGGCGGUAUAGAUUUUGUAUAUAGCACCGCAUUGAAUGGGUCGCGUGUUGCUGGUAAUUAGGUCUAGAUUGUAAGAUUAUGUAUGAGAUUGAAGCU